Molecule: messenger RNA, 1091 nt
Organism: Bombyx mori (domestic silkworm)
Lineage: Eukaryota; Metazoa; Arthropoda; Insecta; Lepidoptera; Bombycidae
Gene: LP3
Product: low molecular lipoprotein 30K pBmHPC-19
Exons: 2
Coding region: 251-1021 (256 amino acids)
Cellular component (GO): extracellular region
Source: RefSeq, a predicted model, not a curated record
GUUCGUUCUUGGGUAACACACAGGUGAGAUACAUUUUGUUUUUAACUCUGGAGAAUCCGUUUCGGAUACCCAGUCGUGGGGGGUAACAGACCGGGUUAUGUCAGACUUCGGUUCCUCCAAGGAAGAGGGAGACCGAGGUCCUCCUCUUCUUCUAAUUCCUGUCGAGAGUCUACGUCUUGAGAUAUCUACCUACCACACAAAAACGUUUUCUUCUAUUUAGCGUUUGUUAAAUUGACUCGACGCUCCAAAGAUGAAGCCCGCUAUAGUUAUUCUAUGUCUUUUCGUGGCAUCUCUGUAUGCUGCAGAUUCCGACGUCCCUAACGACAUUCUGGAGGAGCAGCUUUACAAUAGCGUCGUCGUCGCCGAUUACGACAGUGCGGUUGAAAAGAGCAAGCAUUUAUACGAGGAGAAGAAGAGCGAAGUCAUCACAAAUGUCGUGAACAAACUGAUACGAAACAACAAGAUGAACUGCAUGGAGUACGCCUAUCAACUUUGGCUCCAGGGCUCCAAGGACAUCGUCCGGGAUUGUUUCCCAGUUGAGUUCAGACUUAUCUUCGCCGAAAACGCGAUUAAGCUUAUGUACAAGCGCGACGGUCUCGCUUUGACGCUGAGCAAUGAUGUUCAAGGCGACGAUGGCAGACCUGCCUACGGCGACGGCAAGGACAAGACAAGCCCGAGAGUCAGCUGGAAGUUAAUCGCUCUGUGGGAGAACAACAAGGUCUACUUCAAGAUCUUGAACACUGAACGUAACCAAUACUUGGUAUUGGGAGUCGGCACUAACUGGAACGGCGACCAUAUGGCCUUCGGAGUCAACAGCGUCGAUAGUUUCAGAGCCCAGUGGUACCUGCAGCCUGCUAAGUACGACAAUGACGUCUUGUUCUACAUCUACAACCGUGAAUACAGCAAGGCUUUGACACUGUCGAGGACGGUUGAGCCCUCGGGUCACCGCAUGGCCUGGGGAUACAACGGCAGAGUAAUCGGAAGUCCCGAACAUUACGCUUGGGGUAUAAAGGCUUUCUAAGUUAUAAUAUAAAGUUUCGACCACGAACCAAUGAGAAUGAGCAGCAAUAAAUGAAUUUAUAAAAAAAAUA